AUGGUGUUGCCGCAGCCAGACAAACGCCACGUGUGCCUGACCACCAUGGUGAUCAUGACCAGCAUGGCCUUCAUGGACGCCUAUCUGGUAGAGCAGAACCAGGGGCCCAGGAAGAUCGGAGUGUGCAUCAUCGUGCUGGUGGGAGACAUCUGCUUCCUCAUCGUGCUGCGAUACGUGGCAGUGUGGGUAGGGGCUGAGGUGAAGACCGCCAAACGCGGCUACGCCAUGAUACUCUGGUUCCUCUACAUCUUCGUCCUGGAGAUCAAGCUCUACUUCGUCUUCCAGAACUACAAGGCGGACAGGAAAAGCCUGGAGACGGUGGCCCGGAAGGCUCUAACCUUACUCCUCUCCGUAUGCGUCCCGGGGCUAUACUUGGUCCUGGUGGCUCUGGACAGCAUGGAAUACGUGAGGACCUUCAGGAAAAAGGAGGACAUGCGGGGGAAGCUGUUCUGGGUGGCCCUGGACCUGCUGGAUGUUCUGGACAUCCAGGCCAACCUGUGGGAGCCCCAGCGGACCGGCCUGCCCAUCUGGGCCGAGGGACUGAUGUUCUUUUACUGUUACAUCCUGCUCCUAACCCUGCCCUGCGUCUCCCUCUCUGAGAUCAGUGUCCAGGGGGAGCACGUCUCUCCCCAGAAGAUGAUGCUGUACCCUGUUCUUAGUCUAGUUACUAUAAACAUAGUCACGAUCUUGAUCCGCGGGGUUAACAUGGUGCUGUUCCAGGAUAGUAGGGUGUCUACCAUCUUUAUAGGGAAGAAUGUGGUGGCUAUAGCCACAAAAGCCUGUACGUUCCUGGAGUAUAAGAGGCAGGUGAAGGAGUUCCCCCCACAGGACCCUAGCAUGGCAGGUAUAGCCCUGGAGCUGCAUCAAGGGAACUCUGUGGGUCACAGCCACGGGCACAACCAGACCCUGCCCAAUGCCACCACUAGCCUCUCUGACGAACCAUCACCGACCGAGGUCAUAGACACAUGA
Messenger RNA from Salvelinus namaycush (lake trout), 969 nucleotides. RefSeq names its product transmembrane protein 121-like. The transcript is spliced from 3 exons. The record is from RefSeq and is a predicted model, not a curated record. The coding region runs from base 1 to 969 and encodes 322 amino acids. Lineage: Eukaryota; Metazoa; Chordata; Actinopteri; Salmoniformes; Salmonidae.